GUGUAGAUCGAGCGAAUUCCGAAAUGCUCUUAACCAAAAAUGGCAUGGAUAAUAGGAAUACCGAAUAGGAUGUCUAUGGCUACGAGUUGUUGGUGCAGGUUAUCCAAAGAGAAUAAUCGCAGUUACCAAUCUACUAAGAUAUAUAAAACAACAACAUUAUUCUGGACAAGACGACGAACCAGUGGUUGUAGUAAAAAAGCCUUGUGGUGUUAUUGUGGUGUGGAUGACAGUUACUACUAUCGAGUGUUGGGAGUUGAACCCAACGCGGACUGGGAUACUGUCAAACGAGCCUAUAGAAAAAAGGCUCUCGAAUGUCAUCCCGAUGUAUGCAAAGACCCCAACGCGAAAGAAAAGUUUGUUCGAAUCCUUCACGCUUAUCAAAAGUUAUCCAACCACAAAGAAAGAAGUGGAACAUUUAGAGAAUACAAAAGUCCACAGAACAACACGGAGACUCAUCAAGACUUUAUGAAAGAAUGGAGAAAGAAGAAUCCUUAUCCAGAGGACUUGGAUGAUAAUUGGGCCAGUUUAUGGAACGAUAUAGUGGAUGGUGCCAAAAAGACAGCCAAGGGUUGGAAGCAAUCUACUUUAGGAGUUGAAGGCAGUGCUUCUUUUUUGGAUGAUCUUUUGAGUUUUAUUCAAGAUCAAUUGGUUGGGUUAUCUUCCAAAGAGCAAGAAGAAGACUUUGAAGCAGUGCUUCGCAGUGGAAAUCAGGAGCUUAUAAGAAGAGAGAUUGAACACAGGGAGGCUCUUUUAUACCAAUUACAGAAGAAAUGGGAAGCUUCAGAGGCAGUUUUGGAAGCUAAAAAACGUAUUUUAGAUAUUUUAAAACGAUUGUAUGAUAAGUAUGAAGGACAAACUCAUAUACGAGAUGAGUUGAACAAACAGAUGGAUACCGCCCAAUCAGAAAAGGAUCUUUGGUAUGAAAGGGUUACCAGUAUCAAGAAACAACAACAACAAGAAAUGACAAAAGUCAACCGAUUGAAGACACAACUGGAUGUGGAUGAAGAAUUGCAAGGAUUGAAAAAUCAAAUGGGCUUAUGAAUGCCGUGUCUACGGGAAUCAUCGAACAUAGCACGAGCCAAAGGGACUUCU
Molecule: messenger RNA, 1092 nt
Organism: Galdieria sulphuraria
Lineage: Eukaryota; Rhodophyta; Bangiophyceae; Galdieriales; Galdieriaceae
Product: DnaJ heat shock protein
Exons: 2
Coding region: 40-1041 (333 amino acids)
Biological process (GO): protein refolding
Cellular component (GO): cytoplasm
Source: RefSeq, a predicted model, not a curated record